Messenger RNA from Encephalitozoon hellem ATCC 50504, 894 nucleotides. RefSeq lists its product as uncharacterized. The transcript has a single exon. The coding region runs from base 1 to 894 and encodes 297 amino acids. NCBI's taxonomy places the organism in Eukaryota, Fungi, Microsporidia, Unikaryonidae. The record is from RefSeq and is a predicted model, not a curated record.
AUGGGAAACAGGCAGUCAAAGGUAAAAAAAUCUCCCCACGAAAUCCUAAGCUUGUCUCCUGUAUCUACCAAGAAGGAAGUGAAGGAUCGCUAUAGAACCCUCAUACUCGAGACCCACCCAGACGCACAGAAGGUCCAUUCCUCUCAGGCGCCGAAGGAGGCAAUGGAGAUAAUGGAGGCAUACACAUCCAUCAUAAGGUCUCCCCCGCAAUUCGAGUUCUACACAGAGGAGCUCUUCCGAGAAGACCUUAGGAAGUAUGCUGAAGACUUCUUUGAGAGGAUAUGCGACUACUGUAGAAUCCCCGGCGCACCAAAAUUCAGCGAUCCAGACUUCGAAAGGUUUUACCAGAUAUUCACCAACUUUAGAACUCAAAAGGAAUUUACCACCGAGGAAGAGAAAAGCGAGUUCUGCAGGAACGUCAGGAAGGUGGCAAGAGUUGUAAGGAGCCUGGACAAAAGAAUCAAUAUAGAUAGCUUUUCUGUCGAAAUCAAUGUCAAGCCUCCCAGGCCGAAAGAAAGAAAGGUCAAGGACCAUCCUUUCAACUGUAGUCACUGCAACAAGGGAUUCCAUUCUCGAAACCAGAUCAUAGACCAUUUCAGAAGCAGAAAGCACUUUGAAAGAAUAAGCAUGGUUUCUGGAGAUCCAAAGAAGUACAUAGAAAAUCAGGUGCAAGAGAUUUCCUGCCAGAACGAAUCUGAAACAGCCCAAAAGCCUUGCAUGGAAAAAGAGCCAGAAGCUGUGGAAGUCCACGAGGUCAAAGAGAAGAAUGCCGCUAAGAAAACAGGCUCCAGACAAGAACCCGCUCCGUUUAGAACAUGUGCAGAGUGCAGAAUUGUGUUUUCUAGUAGAUCAGAGUUACUCAUGCAUCUGAAAACAGGCCACAGGGAACUCUAA